Messenger RNA from Vigna radiata var. radiata (mung bean), 4389 nucleotides. RefSeq lists its product as uncharacterized. Gene Ontology annotation, molecular function: nucleic acid binding; RNA-DNA hybrid ribonuclease activity. NCBI's taxonomy places the organism in Eukaryota, Viridiplantae, Streptophyta, Magnoliopsida, Fabales, Fabaceae. The coding region runs from base 1 to 4389 and encodes 1462 amino acids. The record is from RefSeq and is a predicted model, not a curated record. The transcript has a single exon.
AUGGUGACCACGAGAAAUGCUGUCGAAGAUCCUAACGGAGUGAUACGGGCAUUGGAGUUGAGGAUGGAGGAAAUGCAACGAAGACAUGAGGAGAUGCAGAAGAAACACGAGGAAGAGAUGGCGGCCGUGCGGGCCGAGUGUCUAGCCCAGAUGAGGGAGCAAGCCGCGCACGCGAAUGGGGACAAAGAGCGGACCCGGCCGUUGGAAGACGAGGGAGAGGAGCAUAGUAAUGCCCGGAAAAACGAGGAAAACAAAGAUGGGGGGGAGAAAGGAGAAAGUACCAUUCUGGUAAAGAAUGAGGCACCCUCUGUGCCGGUGCCCUUUGCGCGGGCGAUAAUGGAAGUGCAGAUACCCGACAGGUUCAUUCCUCCACAAUUCAAAACAUAUGACGGGACGUCCGACCCCGAGGCCCACGUUAAAUCCUUCACAAAUGCAAUGGCAUUUCGUACCGGCUGCGACGCCAUCUGGUGUAGAGCGUUUUCACUGUCUCUGGAGGGAGAGGCGUUGGAAUGGUUCGACUCCCUUCCGGACGGCUCAAUAGAAAACUUCAAGGGAUUAAGCAACAUGUUUAAAAACCAGUUUGCCGCCUGUCGGACGCGGGAGGCCACGGUAGUUGACCUGAUGAACCUCAAGCAAGGUAAGGAGGAACCCUUGAAAGACUUCAUGGAUCGAUUCCAGAAAACCGUUCGGCGCGUGAAAGGACUCAGUACGGAGUUGGCUUUGCAGCAUGUCAUGCCAGGGUUACGUCCCGGACCGUUCAAAGACAGUGUGUGUCGAAAUCCCCCCAAAAGUAUGGAAGAACUGCGUCAACGGACGGCAGACGAGAUCAGGGUGGAAGAUAUGAAACAAAGUUACCGAAAGGAACUUCAAGAAGCAAAGGCGGAGAAGGAAAGCCGCCGGGACAACCAGGGCGGCCGUUCCGGUGGCAAUAAGACCAGGGACGGACCGCGGAACCCACGAUUCCCGCAGUAUACGCAAUUAAACGCCCCCAGGGCCCGGAUACUGCAGGAAUCUCUAAGUACCCACGUAAUGCAAGUCCCGCAACAACGCCCGACACCCCCGGGAGCGGACAACUCUAAACACUGUCUUUACCACCAAAAUAUGGGUCACAACACUGAGGAUUGCGUGACGCUAAAGGACAAGAUUGAAGAAAUGAUCAGGGCUGGACUUUUACAGCAGUAUGUCAAAGGCCACCGACCGGCGGAAGAUCGGGCGGAGGGCGAAAAGAGGGGGUAUGUAAGACAUAGUUACCCACGCGGGGGAGAGAAGAGAGCAUACACCAGGAGUCCUCCUCGGUCGGAGAGGAAUCACCGAUCCUCCGACUGUUACAACGGGCGGUACGCCGGGAACCAGAGGGAUGAAGGAAGAAGAUCGCGCAGCAGGAGCCAAGAGAGGGCCCGUAGUCGACCAUUGAGGGGAGUUAUAAACACCAUCUCGGGAGGAUUUGCGGGCGGAGGACAAUCUUCGUCCGCUCGAAAACGAAGUAUCAGAACGCUGCGGUCCAUUCACGCAGUAGAGGUCCCUAAAAGAACCAUGCUCCCCAUCACCUUCACGGAUGAAGAUUUCCACGCCCCCGACCCCGAACAAGACGACCCCAUGGUCAUCACCGUGGAGAUAGCACGAUAUGAAGUAAGCAAGGUACUAGUAGACCAAGGUAGUUCGGUGAACAUCCUCUACUGGAAGACUUUCCAGCAGAUGGAUAUUUCGGAAGACCUCAUCGUCCCGUUCGGUGAGCAGUUGGUGGGAUUCGCCGGAGAAAGGGUUGACACCCGAGGCUACCUCGACUUAAGGAUUCGUCUGGGCACUAGCCGCUCCAGCGAGGAGAGGAAAGUUCGAUUUCUGUUGGUAGAAGCGAACACCUCCUACAAUGCCCUGCUGGGACGGCCAUGUCUCAACACGUUCGGCGCCAUAGUGUCCACUCCCCACUUGACGCUUAAAUACCCUACCUCCAACCGGACGAUCUGCACGGUCCGGGCAGAUCAGCGGACAACCAGGGAAUGUUACGCCGCGGGUUUAAAGAUGUUUCCUAGAGAGGUAAAGCAGAAAACCAGCAGAUCGGAGGUAGCCAUGACCGAUUUGGACCCCAGGACCAACACAGAAGAUCGCCUGGAGCCAAUUGGCGAGACGAUCCCCGUCCUUAUCGGUACGGAUCCUACCCAGACAACGCUUAUCGCCCGAGGAAUGGACCCGAAGGUGGAAGAACGGCUCAGGGCCACUUUGUGGCGCAAUCGCGACCUGUUCGCGUGGACGGCGGCGGACAUGCCCGAUAUCCAUCCCUCCGUGGCAUCCCAUAAGUUAAGCUUGUGUCGGGAAGCCCGACCAGUGGCACAAAAGAAAAGGAAGAUGGGAGAAGAGAAGCGUAAGGCAGUAGAUGCAGAGGUCAACAAGUUAAAAGAAGCUGGAUUCAUCCGAGAAGUCACUUACACCACUUGGCUAGCCAAUGUGGUUAUGGUAAAGAAGGCAAACGGCAAGUGGCGCAUGUGUACCGACUACACCGAUUUGAACAAAGCCAGUCCGAAAGACUCCUACCCCCUCCCCAGCAUCGACGCCCUAGUGGAUGGCGCAUCCGGCCAUCGAAUGCUCAGCUUCUUAGAUGCGUAUUCCGGGUAUAACCAAAUACCCAUGCAUGCUCCUGACGUCACCAAGACCGCUUUCAUGGCGGAUAGGGCCAACUACUGUUAUGAGGUCAUGCCAUUCGGUCUAAAGAACGCUGGAGCCACAUAUCAAAGGUUGAUGGAUCAGAUCUUCGCAAGCCAAAUUGGCCGGUGCAUGGAUGUGUAUGUAGACGACAUGGUCGUACGGUCGGGGGAGGGCAAAAGUCAUCUCGCGGAUCUAGAAGAGGUGUUCGGUCAAGUCCGAAGGUAUGGCAUGCGGUUGAAUCCUGCCAAGUGCACGUUCGGUGUAGCAGCCGGAAAAUUUCUGGGUUUCAUGCUCACGUCCAGAAGGAUUGAAGCUAACCCUGAUAAGUGCGAGGCCGUCAUGCAAAUGCAAAGCCCCCGCACUCUAAAAGAUAUUCAAAGGUUGGUCGGUCGCCUCACGGCGUUGUCGCGGUUCAUACCCAAGUUGGCUGAAAGGAUCCGCCCUAUCUUGAGAAAAAUGAAGAAGGAAACCACGGAUAAGUGGGAUGACGAAUGUGAACGCGCUUUCACCGACGUCAAGAGUAUCCUGCUGAGCCCUCCAGUAAUGAGCCGACCGGUCGCAGGCGAGGAGCUCCAAAUAUACUUGGGGGUAUCUGAGAUGGCCGUAAGCGCGGUUCUGUUCCAAGAGAAACCAGUUUUUAAACUGAUCUAUUUUGUCAGUCGAACUCUGCAGGAUACCGAACGGCGAUAUCAACACCUGGAAAAGGUGGCUCUGGCCCUCCUCACUGCAGCCAGGAGAUUAAGACCAUACUUCCAAAGUCACCAAGUGGUCGUCCGGUCAGAUCACCCCAUAUCGAAAAUACUUCGAAAGCCUGAUCUUGCCGGUCGGAUGGUCGGUUGGGCAGUGGAGCUGUCUGAGUUCGGAAUCCGCUACGAACCCAGAGGCUCGGUAAAGGGUCAACACUUGGCAGAUUUCGCAGCAGAGUUGUCACCAACUGAGGGGGAAGAGUGGAUUUUGUUCGUUGACGGGGCGUCAAGACGGACCGUUAGUGGAGCGGGGAUAGUACUGGAAGGUCCGAACGGGUUCCUGAUAGAGCACUCCCUCGUGUUCAAAUUUAAAAUUUCCAACAAUCAAGCCGAGUACGAAGCUUUGAUAGCCGGCUUGGAGCUCGCACGCAACAUGGGAGCAAGACGACUCACCUGCCGGACUGAUUCGCAGCUCGUCGUGGGACAGAUGAAUGGAGACUUUCAAGUCAAAGAGGAACACCUCCUGAGGUACUACCAUAAAGCCUCAGCUAUAGCCCAAACCUUCGAGAAGAUAACCGUGCAACACAUACCCCGCGAGCUGAAUGCCCGGGCGGACAUGCUCUCCAAGUUGAGCUCCGGAAAGGAAAAGGGCCAACUCACUACCAUCAUCCGACAAGUGCUGCUACAACCAUCCAUUGAAUGUCAAGCUAUAACUACGGAUGAUGCAGAUGAUUGGCAGGUGGAGAUAAAGGCACUAAUGAAGCAGCAAGACGAUGGCGUCCGUCUAUCUUCCAAAGACACAAAGAAGAUCGCACGUUUCCUGAUGGUAGGGGAAGAUUUGUACAGAAGAGGAUUUUCAUCUCCCCUACUGAAAUGCCUCAGUAAAGCCGAGGCCGAUUACGUCAUGGACGAGUUACACAACAGGAUAUGCGGCCUCCAUACCGGAGGGCGAACACUCAAGUCGCGCAUUGUCCGGGCGGGGUACUACUGGCCGACCAUGGAACAAGAUUCUGCCACUUUCGUGAAGAAAUGUCUAAGCUGUCAGGCGCAUGCGAACGACUGA